Molecule: messenger RNA, 9276 nt
Organism: Cuculus canorus (common cuckoo)
Lineage: Eukaryota; Metazoa; Chordata; Aves; Cuculiformes; Cuculidae
Gene: GPSM2
Product: G protein signaling modulator 2
Exons: 14
Coding region: 4401-6374 (657 amino acids)
Molecular function (GO): GTPase regulator activity; protein binding
Source: RefSeq, a predicted model, not a curated record
CUAAAAUCACUGUAUUUUUUUCUUUUCUUGAUUUUUGCACUAUGAAAAUUCACUUUUGUUACAUCAGAUUAUAUUAAUAUAACUAGAUGAUUUUAUACUAUUGGAACUUUAUGCAGUUGCAGAAUAGUACAUGAUUGUCUGUAUUUCUUUGUGAUAGAAUGAUAUGAAAUAUGAUCCCUGCAUGAUAAUGCAUGUGCUCUCAUCUUUUAGCUUUUGGGCUGCAUAUACAAAUCGAGUUUUGUUUGCUGAAAUUCUCUGUCUUUGUCCCAAUAUCACUUCUGUGAAUGAUGACUUUUCAGGUCACCUAUAAAUAGAGAGGUUUGAUUGACAGAUAGAAACUGUUUUGGUGCCUUGGGCUACAAAAGUACUGUUACUGCAAGCCAAGAGGAUACGUGAUUUUCCAUCUUAAAGUUUUUAUUAUUUUUAUUCUGGAAUCCCCUUUACAGACCUGGGACAACGUGUUAGCAUUGCAGGCUCCUUCUAAUGAACCAGAACAACAGAAGCAUUGUGUAGCACAUGGCAUUUGAAUGGCUGGUGUCUGGAAGGGUGGAUCUUGUGGCUCAUUCAAUAGGGAUGCAGGAACACUGAAAUGAUUGUUUUAAAAACAAAUAAAAAGUGUGAAUCUUGGUGUGUUCUCUCCCUGCCGUCUCCCCUGGUAAAUCUUGUUUUGGAGACCUUUGCCUUGCUAGAUAAAUGAGUAAAGCACUACCCGUAGUUGGGAGACAGACGUUCUACGGCUCACUGUUCUGACGAUUGUGUUGCUUUUAGAUUGGUCUGAAGUUCCAUUUCACAGAGUACAGUGUUGGUUCUGGUUAGCAGGGAGGUCAGCAGGAGGAGGUUUUUCAUAGUUAGAAAUAAGAAGAUUAGAAAUAAACUGUAAUUUAUUUGCUGCUUUCUUUAUUUUGCCAGUAUCUUUAUGUGAUGGCUUUGACAGCAGGUAUCCUUAAGUGUGUGAGCAUGCUAUUUCUUGAACAUAACUAAUUCCCAGAGUUCCUUUAACACAUGUACACACACUGUUCCUGAUGCUCUUGGUCCUCCCCAGGCAAUGACAGCAGAUUGUUGCUCGCUCUUCAGCAACAGCAGGAGCUGUUCAGGCUACAAUUACAGGGCAAAGGGAUGGAGAAAGCGGCACAGCCAGUGGUCUCAUUUAAACUGACAAACCAGAAAUAACUUCAAAAAUACUGGCAAGCACAGUCAGGGAGAAGUGUCUCACUGCUUUAAGCUGUGUUUCAGUCCAGGCUUGAAUGAUACUGAUUACCAGUAAAAAUAUUAAUGGCCUUAUUCAACCUUCCUGUAGGAACUGUAAUUUGAUGAGCAUUUAAAAACAUAAAAGCAUAAUCAUUUUAAUUUUUUUAGAAAAUUAAACUUUUCUAAAACUUAGAGAAACUAAAUUAGUUCAGUAGAUUGAACUGGAAUUUUAUAAUUAUUUAGUUUAUAACUGUAAUUUGGAAAGAGUUUCUUUGGUUGUAGUUUAAAAUAUAAUGGAGGAAAAAAAUGGGUCGUACACUACUAGGGGUGGUGGUGUUAUCAGUUUUUAAAGUUUUUCACCUACAGGUAUCGUCAGUAUAGGCUUGUUUAGCUUUCUGACUGCUUUUUCCUUCCUGCUGGUAUUCCAGAUAACUGAUUCUAAAAAGAAGCUGGUGGCCCACUCUUAAGGAAAGGCUUUUUUACAGUUCUGUUUCUUCACUGUGCAAGCUGUUUCUUUCCCCCUGCUGUAGUUGACCAAUUUCACUUUAACAGCUGUAAAAAUGCUUACACUGGUGGAAGGAAAAUGUUUUUUAUUCUUACGUAGUUUAGUGACUGAAAACAAAAUACUGAUGUUAGUAAAUGGGACUAAUAAGUGAUCUAUAUCUGUAGAACUCACUUGUCUUGACCUGCUAAAUUCAUACACAAAAAACUUGUAAGUGCUUUUAUCUUGGCUGAAGCGAAAUAAUCCAAAAUUCGCUUGUGUGCUUUCUUUGUGUAUGUGCGUGUUUUGUUUUGUUUCUAAGUUUGCCACCAAACUUAACUUAACCAAACAGUGUUCCAGCAGAGGUGUAAGUUAGUUGUUUGGAGCAGUCAAUAUGGUAUGCUUGUGCAUUAUGUUUAGAAACAGAGAAUUAGGGCAGGAGACAGGAAUAGCAUGUGAUCUUUAUUAUAGGAUGCUGUGGCAGUGGUGAUUUCAUGCAUCUGAAUUAAAGAAAGAGAAUAGGGGGUUUUAUUUUCUGUCUAGGUAUCAAAAUGUUUCUUGGCAGAUUUCAUGGCAGUCCCAUUCCCUCCUCAAUAGCAAAAAAUCCUCUAGUGGGAAUUGAAUGUAAUAAAACUAAAUUGUGUUUAGAGAUUGUAGUAGUUGAUGAGUCUUCUUGCCUUCUGUUGCCUUAUUUCUUAAGUUUUUUGUUCUGUAUCAUAAAAUGAGAAUAGCGGAAGGGAGGAAGACUCCAAAAUGGGAGAAAAAAACAGGGAGGCCAGGGUGGAGGCAGAUGCUUAGGGUUUAUAUUCUUAUAAAGAUUCAACAGAUAAUGUGAAGAAAGUCAGAGAAGGACAAGGCGGGGAAAAAGUAAAAAGUAAAAGGAGCCAGGCCAGAUGCGCAGCUUGGAGAGAGAGAUAAGGCUGAGGUAGUUUUACAAAUGAGAAAUUAUUCAGAAGAUGCCAACCUUUCAGAGAACAGGUCCAGGCAGCUAUAAACAUAAUAACAAAAUGCAGCCCUGUGCGAGUAUUUCCACAGUAAUAUCUGGAAGAACAUUAUCCUGUUUAGCAGGAACAGAAUUUCAUUAGAAGCACACAGAUGAAUGAGCCUUGUUCUCUUCCGGCUCAGCAGAGUCAAUGUACCUUUUGUUUAGCCAUUGGGUGUUGAAUAAAUAAGUAAUUCAAUUCAGCCCUGGGAACAGAGACAGUAAUUUCAUAUACUCCUUGUAACUAUUUAAUGACUUCCUAAAACAUUGAUAGCCUAGCCCUGGCUAGUCUGCUGAUGUGCUGUUUAACCAUUAGUACUGUCAGUAAAAGAGCCUAUGAGAACAUUCCUGAGAGGGCGGGGGUGACUGUGGAGAACACCUGUGCAAAUAUCUUUUUUUUUUUUUUUAAUGUCAACUUUCUUAACAGUCCUUUAAGUAAUAAAGGGGAAAAAGAACCCACAAAUCCAAAACAAAACUCUGAGUCCAGUUGUGGUAUUUGGUGGAUAAGCCUAGCAAACUUUUAAAAUAACAGGAUGAUUUCAUAGCUCUUGUAUAAUGCAAAUAAAAUAUUAAUGUUGGGUGCAGGCAGCUGUGGAAAUAAAUAUUUCAUUUUCUCUGUUCUGUUCUUUUUUAUAUAGCUUGCUUAGACUUUGGAAUUGUAGAAGGUCAUUAAGGAUGGAUCCAAGUGGAAUUAUAGCUUUAAUUUGCUAUACAGAUUCUAGUAGCCUGUUAACAACAUUUCUAAAGACGCACUCAAGAGUGGUGUUAAAUUUUGGGUUCUUUUUUACUCAAUUACUAACUCUCAUUCUCAUUUACUUCCUUUAAUACUGGUUGAUUUGAAACACUGUAAUAACAGCUGAUUUUCAUCACCCCGGGUAAAAGCUUCAUAGUUUGUAUGUUUUAUGUUCUGUAUGAAAAAGCCCCAAAUGUUCCAUUUUUAUAAGUUACACGAAGUCUGGAGUUGCAGAGUUGUGUUUCAGGUUUCUUGAUGAAGUGGUAAUGCUGCUUUGGCAUUUGGCAGUCUUUGGCAUAGUGGGAAAUUAAUUGAAUGCAGUGUAUGUGGAAAAUUGCCUGUCCGUAGCAUUCUCAGGUCUUUUCUUUGUACCUUUUUAAACUGCCUUUUCUUCAUUGAUCAGGUGGCUGAUGCAUCACAGUUGCAAAUCAAAACGUGUUUUUUUAAAAUGGGAUUGAUUCACCCACAGAACUGAAGUCCACUAUAGCAUUUUGGCCAUUGUGUCGCAUACAGUGUUUUGCUGAAAGCUCUACCCUUUUUGGCCAUUCAAGCUAAAAAUCUUAAGAAAGGCGUGUGAUUGUGUAAUGGUCUAAAUCUUUGCACUAAGGAGCACCAUACUUUCUAGCCAUCACCUUAAUUGGACCUGUCAGUUAACAUGAGGUGCCCAGAGAGAACCUCUCUGGAUAGGAUUAAGAUUACCCAAUGAAGUGUUUUAAGUCUUAAACCUCCAGUUGCUGAUGGUAUAAUCAUUUCUGCCUUGUACUUAACCAUACUUAAUCAUUUCUGCCUUUUUCAACCUAUACACAAUGUAACAAAAAACAGGUUGUGUGUUCUAGCAAAUAGGAAUACUUUAACUUAUCUGAGAAGAGUUUCCAAACCUAAAAAUACUGCAUAUGUUAUGGAUAUCCAACCUGAGAAGUUGGACAAGGGAAGACCUUCGUGCCAGAGUUGUCAUUUGCUGCCUGCAUCUUUACCAACCACCAAGCAUACAGUACUUUUAACUGCAAAAGUUAAGCAUGUCUGUCAUCUCCUUGUGCUUGAGUUGUGGAAUGUCGAAGAGCAGCAGGAUGGAGGCUUCCUGCCUAGAGCUGGCUUUGGAAGGGGAGCGCCUGUGUAAGGCAGGAGACUGCCGAGCUGGUGUAUCUUUCUUUGAAGCAGCUGUGCAGGUUGGAACCGAAGAUUUAAAGACGCUCAGUGCUAUUUACAGCCAGUUAGGCAAUGCCUAUUUCUACUUGCACGAAUAUGCAAAGGCCUUGGAAUACCAUCACCAUGAUUUAACUCUUGCAAGGACGAUUGGAGAUCUACUGGGAGAAGCCAAAGCUAGUGGGAAUCUGGGUAACACCUUAAAGGUACUUGGGAAUUUUGAAGAAGCUAUUGUUUGUUGUCAGAGACAUCUGGAUAUUUCCAGAGAGCUUAAUGAUAAGGUGGGAGAAGCAAGAGCACUGUAUAAUCUGGGAAAUGUAUAUCAUUCUAAAGGGAAAAAUGUAGCUAGUGCUGGGACUCACGAUCCAGGGGAACUUCCAGAUGAUGUGAAAAAUGCUUUACAAAAAGCUGCAGAUUAUUAUGAGGAAAACCUGACAAUAGUAACAGAGCUGGGUGAUAGAGCGGCACAAGGCCGUGCCUUUGGAAAUCUGGGAAACACACACUACCUUCUGGGCAACUUCAGGAGUGCGGUUUUAGCCCAUGAACAGCGUCUCCUAAUUGCAAAAGAAUUUGGUGAUAGAUCAGCGGAAAGAAGAGCAUACAGCAAUCUUGGAAAUGCAUACAUAUUCCUGGGUGAAUUUGAAACUGCUUCCGAAUACUACAAGAGGACGUUACAGCUAGCUCGACAGCUUAAAGACAGAGCUGUGGAAGCACAGGCCUGCUACAGUCUUGGGAACACGUACACUUUGCUUCAGGACUAUGAAAAAGCUAUUGAUUAUCAUUUGAAACACCUUGUGAUUGCUCAGGAAUUAAAUGAUAAGAUUGGUGAAGGAAGAGCGUGCUGGAGUUUAGGGAAUGCCUAUACUGCUUUGGGAAAUCAUGACCAAGCUAUGCAUUUUGCAGAAAAGCACUUGGAGAUUUCAAGAGAGGUAGGAGACAGAAGUGGAGAACUCACUGCUAGACUUAAUCUCUCAGAUCUUCAAAUGGUUCUUGGAUUAAGCUACAGCACAAACACCUCCAUGAUGUCAGAAAGCCAUGUGGUGGAGAACAGUUUGAAUGGUACCAGACCGAGAGGACGCCGCCACAGUAUGGAGAAUAUGGAACUUAUGAAAUUAACACCAGAAAAGGUUCAGAACUGGAACAGUGAAAUUCUUGCUAAACAGAAACCACUGGUUGCCAAACCUUCAGCAAAACUGCAUUUUGUAAAUCGACUAAAAGGCAAAAAGUACAAAAACGGCACCACUUCCAAAGUUUUGCAGGAUGCCAGUAAUUCUAUUGAUCAUCGACUUCCAAACUCUCAGAGGAAAAGCAGUCGAGAGACAAUGGCAGAUGAAGGGUUCUUUGAUCUGCUGAGUCGAUUCCAGAGUAACAGGAUGGAUGACCAGAGAUGCUACUUCCAGGAGAAGAACAGAUUCCCAGCUGCUUCAGUGGCAACAUCCUCUACUCCACCUAGAACAAUGAGAAAAUCCUUUUCUACUUCCGUAGUCUCACCCCACACAGAUGAAUUUCUAGACCUCCUUGCUAGCUCGCAGAGCCGCCGACUCGAUGACCAGCGUGCUAGCUUUAGUAAUCUACCUGGGCUUCGCCUCAAUCAACACAACAGCCAGUCUGUCCUGGGUCACCUCAUGGCAAGUAACAACAGGGAACUUGAUGACGACUUCUUCGAUAUAUUGAUAAAAUGCCAGGGUUCCAGGCUGGAUGAUCAAAGAUGUGCUCCUCCAUCAUCUGCAAAAGGACCAACUGUACCAGAUGAGGAUUUUUUCAGCUUGAUUUUACGAUCACAAGCUAAAAGAAUGGAUGAACAAAGAGUCCAUUUACCCUCAGCUAUAAAGGGACCCUCUACCUGAAGAAACAGACAUGUAUGGUACAGUAGUAUCCUAGGUAUCUUUUUUUUUUUUUGCUGGAAAAACAGACCUGCCUUUUUGCAGAAGAUGGCGGUGCAUAGUUUUGUCCCCUUUCUAAUCAUUUUUUUUAUAAAUAGCAGCAGCAGCUUCACACUUGUGAGCAGUAGUUAAAAGAGUUGCUGCUGCUCUUUGCCACUGGCAGCUGCUUCUGGCAGUGCCUGAGACGCCAGUUACCAGUCUCCCUCCCAACUGCUUCCAGUCUAUGAACACUCAUGAUUUUUUUGUCUGUCAGGGUACUCUCACUGCUGUCUCAAUCUGUGUCAGUCUAGUGUAAGACCUAAAUUUGUAUGUUCUUUUUAAAGAAAACUUGAUGUUCCACCCCCCAAUUUGUAUCUCCCUAAAAAAAGUCCUUUUUUUCUUUUAUAUGUUUUUUAAAAAUUAAAAAAAGAAUAAUUGAAUAAUUGCUUCAGUGCUGAGUCCGUCUGUGCAGAAACACAGCUUGGGAGAAGAUAAUUUUUAUUAGAACAAACAAGCAAACAACAAACAAGCCCUAGUUUUAAUUCUGUUUAAUACAAAAAUUAAACUUUUCGAAAUACGCUAGGGUUUCUUGGUUAAUAUUUAGAUAAGCAUUGCCUGUAUCACUGAGCACAAUUUUACGAAGAUAGACUUAAGUAGCAGCUGCCCGUGCUGUUCUGCAGUUUGUGUGGGACAUGUCCACCCCCAACAGCAGUCCAAGCACUGGGGAAUCGCAGGGGGCGUAGGUACUUGGCAUGAACUGCCACAGAUGUCAGGCAAUUCCUGCCUGAAGUGAAUUUAAGAAGGUUAAAACAAAAUGUACAAAGGUACGUUUUGUAAGUGAAUUUGAGAAGGUACAAAAUGGAUGUAUGCUGCUGAUUACAUGGCCUCAAUUCUACCUCCUUCUUUCAGUAAGGAGGUGUUCAGGUAGUUCCUGUGAACAAUAGUUCUAUCUUGGUCUUCCCUUAAGCAGAAAAGACCUGUCCUGACAUUGUUCUUAGGAACCCUGAGGGCUAUAUUUUGUUUUAAAUGUACAUAUCUUUAGUUAGAAUCAUAGAAUCACUAGGUUGGAAGUGACCCACUGGGUCAUUGAGUCCAACCAUCCCUAACAGUCCCUAAAUCAUGCCCCUCAGCACCUCAUCCAUCCAUCUCUUAAACAUCUCCAGGGAAGGUGACUCCAUCCCCUCCCUGGGCAGCCUCUGCCAGUGCCCAAUGAUACUUUCCGUGAAAAAUUUUUUCCUGAUGUCCAGCCUGAACCUCCCCUGGUGGAGCUUGAGGCCAUUCCCUCUUGUCCUGUCUCCUAUCACUUGGGAGCAGAGCCCAGCUCCUUCUUCUCCACAACCUCCUUUCAGGUAAUUGUAGAGAGCAAUAAGGUCUCCCCUCAGCCUCCUCUUCUCCAGACUAAUCAACCACAGCUCUCUCAGACACUCCUCAUAAGACCUGUUCUCCAGCCCCCUCACCAGCUUCAAUGCUCUUCUCUGGACAUGCUCCAGAGCCUCAACAUCCUUCUUGUGCUGAGGGGCCCAGAACUGAACACAGUACUCAAGGUGUGGUCUCACCAGUGCUGAGUACAGGGGGAGAAUCACCUCUCUGGACCUGCUGGUCAUGCCAUUUCUGAUGCCAUUGGCCUUCUUGGCCACCUGGGCACACUGCUGGCUCAUGUUCAGUAGGGCAUCAACCAAGACCCCCAGGUCCUUCUCCUCCAGGCAGCUUUCUAGCCAGACUUCUGUAGCACUGCAUAGGGUUGUUGUGCCCCAAGUGCAGGACCCGGCAUUUGGCCUUGUUAAACCUCAUGCCAUUGGCCUUGGCCCAGCGGUCCAGCCUGUUCAGAUCCCUUUGCAGAGCCUCCCUACCCUCCAGCAGAUCUACACUUCCACCCAGCUUAGUGUCAUCUGCAAACUUGCUGAGGGUGCACUCAAUGCCUUCAUCCAGGUCAUUGAUAAAGACAUUGAACAGGGCUGGACCCAGUACCGAGCCCUGGGGAACCCCACUUGUAACUGGCCUCAUUAGAAGCCACGGAUUUUUAACACCAGGGUGGCAAACUGUUCCCUUCAGCUAUUUAUAAAUGAUGUCUUUUUAAUUGAAGUAUUAUAUCCAUAGAGAAGAAUCUACAGUUAGUUUUAUCUUCAGAGUAAGCUUCAGCAUUGUAAGAAUAGUUGAACAGGCACAGCCUCUACAUAAUUCAAGCUAUUUUAUGAUUACUGAAAGUUUUACAAGCAUUUUCCUGCAGCUUUUUUAGCACUGAAAUUGAAUCCUCGUGAAAUUAAAACUGUCCUUCUUCUGCUUCUAAGUCAAAAUGCCAGAAUAUUUUUCAAAAAAACACGUUACCAUCAGUUUCUGGUGCUGAUCUUUGGUACUCUGACUUAAGUGUUUCCUGUUCCCUGUUUAACUUUGAACUGCUCUAAAAAAGUCUGAUACAACAUCAGCUUCUCUCUUUCCUCUGCAAAUUAUUAUCAUCAAGCUGUCCCGCAGCAAACUGAUUUUAAAGACCAUGAAACUAAAGAUAGUCCUGAGACAUCGAACAGAGCUGCGAUCAGUCUUAUGUGAAUUACAUGAAUAUCAGCGACUUUCUUUGGGCUGUUUGUUUGGCAGUUACCCGAUCGCGUGUGUGUUUGCUAGAUCACAGAGUAUCGGUGCUCUCCCACCACCAAGUAUCUAGUUUUACUUAAAACUUACUACACAAACUUAUUUCAAAUACCCCACAAGCCUGUUUCCUUGGCCACUUAAAAUGUCAAAUUCUAGAAGUAGUACGGUGUCUCAGUUCUUAAAACUCUACCUACCUUACAGCUGUGGUUACUGAAGCUCUGACUGAAGAUGAGUUCCCAUCACCUUACUGAUGCUGUUUUCUACUUUUGAGAACUAGAGCAGAAGUAGCAAGUAUGUGACAACU